Zingiber officinale is the source of this 1444-nucleotide messenger RNA. Its product is annotated as leucine-rich repeat receptor-like protein FASCIATED EAR2. NCBI's taxonomy places the organism in Eukaryota, Viridiplantae, Streptophyta, Magnoliopsida, Zingiberales, Zingiberaceae. The record is from RefSeq and is a predicted model, not a curated record. The transcript has a single exon. Gene Ontology annotation, molecular function: protein binding. The coding region runs from base 41 to 1243 and encodes 400 amino acids.
UCCUGAGCGGAACCCCAAAACCCUCCAGCUGUUUGUCGAAAUGCAGGUGAAGGAGGAGGACGACGUCGGAGUGGCGGCCAUGGUCGUGGUGGUCAUGGUGCUUAUCGUGGCCGCGCCGGCGACCAGCACCUUGCACCCCCUCGACUACUUGGUGCUGCAGUCCAUCCCCAAGUCGCUCGCCGACGCCCCGGGCGCUCACUUUUUCGCCUCUUGGGACUUCACCGCUGACCCCUGCGCCUUCUCCGGCGUGCUCUGCGCCAACGACCGUGUGGUCGCGCUCUCGCUCGGCGACCCACGCCCCGGCUCCCCAGGCCUCGCCGGCACUCUUCCGGCUUCCCUCACCCGCCUCCCCGCUCUCUCCGAGCUCUCCCUCGUCCCCGGACAGGUCGCUGGCUCCCUCCCGGCUGCUCUGCCGCCCGCCCUCCGCUUCCUCGCCCUCGCCGGCAACUGCCUUUCCGGCCCCAUUCCUCCCUCUCUGUCCUCCCUUCGCUGCCUCCGCACCCUCGAUCUCAGCUCCAAUCGCCUCUCCGGCUCCAUCCCCACUGCCCUCCUCCGCCUCCCGGAGCUUCACACGGUGAUUCUCGCAGGGAACCGCCUCUCCGGCUCGAUUCCGUCUCCCGCCGCCCCUCUCCUCCGCCUCGACCUCGCUCGCAACUCCCUCACCGGUGCGGUCCCUCCCUUGCCACCCUCUCUCCUCUACCUCUCUCUCGCCGCUAACCGCCUCACCGGCCGGGUCGAUUGCGUUCUCCCGCGGCUCACCCGGCUCAACUUCCUCGACCUCAGCAUGAACCGCCUCUCCGGCCCGAUCCCGGGGACCAUCUUCACCUUCCCCGUCGCGUCGCUUCGGCUGCAGAGGAACCAGUUCGCCGGCGACCUCCGGCCGGCGGGGCAGCUAGCGGUGGCGGGUGCGACGGUCGACCUCAGCUUCAACCGUCUAACGGGGGCCGUGCCGGCAGAGCUGGCGCCGGCAGGAAGGUUGUACCUGAACUUCAAUCGAUUCACAGGGGAAGUGCCUUUGGCGGUGGCGGGGCGGGUGGUGGCGGGGAGAAUGCGGGUGCUCUAUUUGCAUCACAACUACCUCACUGGGUUCGGAAUCAGAGCGGGGUCGGCGCUGCCGGCAGGCACGGCGCUGUGCCUACAGUACAACUGCGUGGCGCCGCCUGCGGGAACAGCCCUGUGCCCGCGAAACACGGAGUCAAGGACGACGCGGCCGCCGGAGCAAUGCGCCUCCGGUGGGAAGUAAAGCGAAACGAUACAAAUUGCAAAAAGAACCGUUCUAUUUUGUAUUUUACUAGGAGUCGACUCGAGAUGUUUACUGAUUCUUUCAUUAGUUUAAACAACUUUAUUGAUUGUCGCCUACCUACAAUUCGGUGGUUUAUUUCUCAAUUUUUUUAUUCUUUAUUUUCUUGUUUCCCAACAAAAAGUUAAAAUGAUUCAAGCACGA